Messenger RNA from Drosophila bipectinata, 1174 nucleotides. RefSeq names its product 27 kDa glycoprotein. Lineage: Eukaryota; Metazoa; Arthropoda; Insecta; Diptera; Drosophilidae. The record is from RefSeq and is a predicted model, not a curated record.
UUGCUAAAGUGGCAACACUAGUGUUGACAAGCCUGCUUCUCAUUCCAAGAAUACUUUGAGCAUACGAAAAAGGUUGCAUUUUUGCUUCAAAGAAUACAAAGUCUUUUUCACAUUGGAAUUAGUUUUUGGCAAUCAAGCAAUACACAAGUCGAUAUGAUGACGCUAUGGAAAAACACAAUUUGUGUAGUAUUGCACUUAUUUUUCUAUGUCAUUUGGACACACGCCCAGCUUGCAAAAGAAGUACCUCUAGAGCUUAGGCCAAACUUCGAAGGUCUCGAAGGAGACACUUUUCGCAACAAAUGUAUUUCUGUGCUCGGCGAAAAAGACGGCAGCAAAGCUUAUGACGAAAUAGAGUCUAGUUUUGGCGUAUUUAGCGAAUGCAUGGUAAAUAUUGUAAAUCACACGGCGAUACAGCAGGAAAUCGAAGAAGCGACUCCACGGGGCGAACUAGAUGUUGUUUUUAAUAAAUAUUGCAACAAGCGGUCGGAUGCCAUCCACUGUGUCGAUGAUUUUACCUUGAUUGUUUCACCAUGUCUUGAAAAAGAAGAACAGGAGAGCCCAAAUGCAAUAAAACGCAUUGUUCAAAGCCUGCUUAAUUUCGUCUGUCACAAGAAUGGCGACCAGAUAGCCCUUUUCAUUGGCGAAAAAGGACCUGAGUGCCUUCAGUCUGAGAAGGAUAACAUUCAGCAGUGCCUCAACAGCACUUUCUCUGCAUUAUUCCAUUCCUCGUAUAUCGCCGAAAAUAAAAUAAAAUCAAUUCCAAAGCUUAUUGUAGGUCAGAAGCAGUGUGACGACAUGCUGAGCCUACAGACAUGCGUGGUUGCUCGCCUGGAGACUUGCCCAGACAUAACACCAGCGAAUCUGGUUGAGUCCAUGUUUAAUUUCAUUCGAAACGAGACAUUUUGCCGCAAUUACCAGAAAUCGCACCCGGAAUCUGAAUCUAUUAAUUCGGGAGGACAAGGAUUUACUCCAUUGAUAUUCAUUUUAUGUUCUUUAGUCGUUGGCAAUUAUAUUUAAAACGAACUCUUAAAAAUGUUCCUAUCUGUGAGUUUUUAUGAUUGUGGCCUUAACCGCAGUCUUCUUUCUAAUUCCGAGCUAAUUCCAUCUCAUGUCUACCAAAUGUUAUGAAUAUGAAAAAAAUUUUUUUUUAUUUAAUAAAAGCUACAAUGUAUUA